AUGUGGAGCCAGACUUUGCAGUCAUCCAUCGGCCUGCUGGCCCUUAUGGCCGUGCAUCUUGCACCGGCCUCCGCGGAGAAGGUCUUGGGCGUCUACAUCUACUCGCGCCAUGGAGAUCGUUCCGCGAAAGUAUCGGGCAAUACUCAUUUGACGGAUCUGGGAUACCGCGAGGUCUUCCUGUCGGGUACUUACUACCAUGACCGGUACAUCACGUCCAAUUCCUCACUGCAGAUCGCCGGCAUCGACGAUUCGGUGAUCAACCCCAAGCAGGUGGCAGCCUCUGCUCCGGAUGAUGGUGUCCUGCAGAAUUCCGCCACGGGCUUCAUGCAAGGUGUCUAUCCUCCUGUCGGCGCAUCUGCUGCUCAGACUCUUCGCAACGGAUCAACUGUUGAAGCUCCGUUGAACGGUUACCAGUUGGUUACUUUGGCCACCGUCUCGACGGGCACCAACAGUGAGAAUACCAACUGGCUGCAGAGUGCAAAUGACUGCCAGAAGUCUGAAAUUAGCAGCAAUGCAUUCUACAGCUCGCCCCUGUACAUUUCGUUAUCGAACUCAACGAAGAGCUUCUACCAGUCCCUCGCGCCCAUGCUGACCAGCGCGUUCACGGAAUCCCAAUUGAGUUUCAAGAAUGCGUAUACCAUCUUCGAUUAUCUCAACGUCGCUUCCAUCCACAAUUCCAGCAGCGACUUCCCGUCGGCGGAUCUUUUGACUCCCGAAGUCUACCAGCAGCUGCUCCUGCUGGCUAACGUCCAUGAAUUCAAUCUCGCCUACAACCAGUCGGAGCAGGUUCGAGCCAUUGCAGGCUCUGUUCUUGCUGGUCAGGUUCUUACGGCCUUGAACGAGACCAUCACCUCUCAGGGCAAGUCAAAGUUUAACGUCCAGUUCGGCGCAUACGCCACGUUCCUCUCAUACUUCGGUCUAGCCCAGCUAGUUUCUGUGAACGACGACUUCACCGGCAUCCCGGACUAUGCCUCCACGAUGACGUGGGAGCUUGUGACGAACUCGACUUCUGACGCAUUCCCGGAUCCAUCGGAGAUUAGCGUGCGCUUCCUGUUCCACAACGGUACCAUUGCGGACUCAUCCAGUACCCCCAUCGCAUAUCCGCUGUUCGGACAGUCAAGCACACUCAUGUCGUGGUCUAACUUCUCCCGGAAUAUGCUGAAGAUCGCCGUCACGUCUCAGGAUGAGUGGUGCAGCGUCUGCGGCAAUACUCAGGGAGUUUGCGCUUCAGAUAACGGCUCUUCUCCAACAGCGACGACGACAUUUAAAUCCUCGGGUCACGGAAUGGCCUUGGGCGUUGCGGGUGUGAUCGGUGCGAUGGUGACUCUAGGAGUGAUCCUCGGACUUGAGUUUUUGAUUUUCCUUUUGGGGGGAUUCAGAAUCAGCAGGAAAAGGGCCGGUAGUUCGAUUGCAAGCCUAACAGCCGUUGUUGAGAACAAAGCAUGA
Messenger RNA from Monascus purpureus, 1446 nucleotides. The record is from the annotation of a GenBank genome assembly. NCBI's taxonomy places the organism in Eukaryota, Fungi, Ascomycota, Eurotiomycetes, Eurotiales, Aspergillaceae.